GUGAUGGGAGUAUGGAUCUACUUGUUAGUAGUUGUUACUAUCAUUGGAGCCAUAGUCACACCGGGCGCCAUGCCCAACAACGCAGUAUAUCCGUUUCGUAUCGACUACGAGCCCGUGCGGACCAUCAUUUCUAUAAACCACUGCAUCGUUGGAUUUCAGUGCGCCGCGCAUUUGAAUCUUAAUAUACAGACAGCCUUAUUAAUAUUCUUUUCCGCGGCACGCUUUGAGAUUUUAAUGAUAAAAAUGAGGAACGUUAAUGACACAGCUUUGUUAGCGAUGUACAUGACGCAGUAUCACGAUAUAAAACGGUUUGCGCGGGAAGUGAUUACAGCG
Ceratina calcarata is the source of this 333-nucleotide messenger RNA. RefSeq lists its product as uncharacterized. The transcript has 2 exons. The annotation marks the transcript as partial. The record is from RefSeq and is a predicted model, not a curated record. NCBI's taxonomy places the organism in Eukaryota, Metazoa, Arthropoda, Insecta, Hymenoptera, Apidae.